UAUUAUAUCUGAUUAAGUUCCAUUUGUUUGCUCACUUAUUAUUCUAUCUUCCAUAAGUUUGAAAUAAAAUCAUUUUAUAUUUUGUUUUGUUUUUCAAAGGAUCGAUAGAAUUUCAAUAGUGUGCGUGUAAAAAUUUAUAAACGUGUUAAACGUCACGAAAAUGCUUAUUCUCAAUACAAUUACUUCCAUCGUUAAAAAGCCAAUACUUAAUACAGCAACUCGUUUAAUGUCUUCCAUGGCUGGGGAAUUGCAAAAACAUGGGGUUGUUCCCGACGUCAUUGAUAAGGCUCCAUCCACCUUACUAGAUGUAUCCUAUCCCAAUAAUCUUGUUGUUGAAGUUGGUAAAGUUUUAACUCCUACUCAAGUUAAGGAUCAACCUACGGUUAAAUGGGCUGCGGAUGCUAACACUUUUUAUACUCUUUGUAUGACUGAUCCUGAUGCACCAAGUAGAAAAGAUCCUAAAUUCCGUGAAUGGCAUCAUUGGUUAGUUGGUAAUAUACCUGGCAAUGACAUCAGUAAAGGUGAAACUCUCUCAGAGUAUGUCGGCUCUGGUCCCCCAGAAGGAACCAGCCUUCAUCGUUAUGUUUUCCUUCUUUAUAAACAACCUAAGAAGUUAACUUUUGAUGAGAAGCGUUUAACUAACAGAAGUGCAGAUGACCGUGGUCUAUUUUCUAUUAGGAAGUUUGCAAAGAAGUAUAACCUUGGUGAUCCCAUUGCUGGAAACAUGUACCAAGCUGAAUAUGAUGAUUAUGUACCUAUUUUGUACAAGCAACUCGGUGCUUAAAGAAUUUUGCUUCCA
This is a messenger RNA of Polistes dominula (European paper wasp), 799 nucleotides long. Its product is annotated as protein D2. The record is from RefSeq and is a predicted model, not a curated record. Lineage: Eukaryota; Metazoa; Arthropoda; Insecta; Hymenoptera; Vespidae.